AUGGAGAUAAAGGGUCUCUUGGUCUGUUUGGCUGCUGCACUCUUGGCAGUAUGCCAUGGUUGUUCUACAGGAAAGGAGUUUAUCACAACAUUUCUUCCUAACUCCUGGCAAAGUAAUGCCAACGGCCACAGGCUGGAGUUGGUUCUGACUGCUCAGGGCUCUGCAGCCAAUGUUCACAUACAGGUGGCUUCAGUGCGUUUCUCCCAGCGGGUGACCGUCCCAGCGGGCGAAAGCCGUCGUGUUUCUCUGCCAAAUGCGUACGACCUGCGAAAGCAGUUUGUUCGUGCGAACUCAGCUGUUCGAAUCUCAUCGAACGCUGCAAUCUCUGUGGUCUCCUUCAACCUUCGCUUCGCCACAGGAGAUGGCACGGUGGUUUUCCCAAAUGAAGAGCUGGGUACUGACUACUUUGUGUACACUCCCACUAGCGGCAGAAACAAGGUAUUGGCUAUCGUUAAUGGCAAUAGCCGCAACCAGAUCACAAUCACACCACGUACUCGUGCGUUACUAAAACCUGGAAUCAGGCGUGGGAGAGCAGUGACCAUCACCCUGGAACCCUACGCAUCCUACCUUGUACAAGAUAAACAAACUUUGACAGGCACUCGUGUUCAAUCCCAAAAGCCCGUCGCUGUCUUAGCAGGCCACCAGUGCCUGAGGCUGUGGCGUACGUGUGAACACGUGUAUGAACAGCUCCCUCCUGUGGCAAGCCUGGGUAAAGAAUACCUGGUACCCGCGACCGCCACCAAAAGCAUGAAGAGCUGGGCAGUGAUAGUAGCUGCUGAAGACAACACUGAGGUGAAACUGCUCAGCGGCCAACACUCAAGCAAACACACAAUAAAGAUGAAGAAAGCUGGGGACUUUACCUGGACCAAAGUGUUCUUCAAACAUCCACUGGUUGUCAAGAGCAACAAGAAAGUAUUGGUGCUGCUUCUCAGCAGCAACCAACCAAACGACCCUUUUCUGAUAACACUGACCCCUACAUACAAGCUUGCCACUGACUGGGCGGUGGAGACAAUUGCCGGACUUCCAAGUGUUGUUGCCAUUAUAUCAGAGAGGGAGGGGUCAGGCAGUGUGAAGGUGUGUCAGAAGGGACGGUGCUUUACACCUAACUGGAGUGGCUCCCUGUCUGAUAAGCGCUGGGUGUGGUCUAAUGUACCUGUGGGGUCACAGCAGAGUCAUGUGACAGUGGAAGGUGACGCCCAGAUGGCAGUCUACGUCUAUGGUGGGAAACACAGACAUGGAUACGGAACAGCUGGAGUUUGUUCUGAAGGUGCCACUCCGCCUCCACCCCCCCCGGAUCCUUGCGCAGAGGUGAAAUGUCGAGUAAAGGAACGUUGUGUGAAAGGAGCAUGCGUCCAUGUUUCCACAGCAACCUGCCAUGCGACGGGUGACCCCCACUACUUGACAUUUGAUGGCCGGCGCUACGACUUCCAGGGUUCCUGCACUUACAUUAUCACCACAGUUGCAAAGAAGGCACCUGACCUCGUACCUUUCACCGUGACGACCAAGAACAACCACCGAGGGAACCGUCGAGUUUCAUAUGUGAGGACCGUAACUGUCAGCGUUCACAAGGAGACCAUCGUCAUCGGCAGACACAGAGGACAAGUGCAGGUGAAUGGAGAGCUUCAGUACCUGCCUAUCACCCUGUCGGCCGGCCGGGUCUCUGUGAAGCGGAGCGGAUACUACGCUGUCCUCAGAACUGACUUUGGCCUGACUGUGAAAUAUGACUGGAACACGAGGCUGUACAUCACAGUGCCGUCCUCCUACUAUGAACACCUGGGCGGCCUCUGUGGGAACUACAAUGGAGACAGCAGAGAUGACCUCCCGGAACCAAAAGGCUCCUCUGUCUCUCUAGUGCUGAAGAUGAUCCAACAGUGGAAGGUGAAGGACCCUGAUCUGUUCUGUCAUGAUAACUGUGCUGGUCGCUGCCCCCACUGUUCACAACAGCAGCAGACCCACUUCCGUCAGCCCAGACUCUGUGGCGUUCUGACCGAGGCAAGUGGACCGUUUUCAGCCUGCCACAAGAAGGUCGACCCCGGCAUGUACCUGGACAACUGUGUCUAUGACAUCUGUGUCAACAAAGGUGCACGGCAGGUUCUCUGUGACAGCUUGAAGAGUUAUUAUGAUGCUUGUCUGACAGAAGGAGUGAAAGUCAACCCAGAGUGGAGACUAAUCACCAAAUGUUACCCUUCCUGUCCAGCAGGCAGCCACUAUGAGGCAUGUGGUUCAGCCUGCUCUGCCUCCUGUGUGUCCCUGGACAGUGAGAAGCAGUGUAAGGAGCCCUGUGUGGAGGGAUGUCAGUGUAACAAAGGACUGGUGCUGAGUGGAGACAGAUGUGUUCCUAAGUCUACCUGUGGAUGUCAAUAUCAGGGUAGAUAUUAUCCAUCAGCCACCACUUUUUGGGGUGAUAACACCUGCACCACCAGGUGUACAUGCUCUAAUGGAAAAGCCAAGUGUAAACCGUUUGCCUGUAAGAAGAGUGAGCACUGUGGCCUGAAGGGGGGGGUGAGGAACUGCUACCCAACAUCCUAUUCAACGUGCCAGGGCUCUGGAGACCCCCACUACCGAAGCUUCGACAACCGCUGGUUUGAUUUCCAGGGCACUUGUACUUAUGUCCUGUCUCAAUACAAGGGACCAGACCAGAGCCUGGUCCCAUUCCAGGUGCUGGUCCAGAAUGAGAACAGAGGCAGUAACAAGGCUGUGUCCUACACCAAGUCUGUCUCACUUACUGUAUUUGGUUACACCGUCAGCAUGAGUCGGGCCAGCCCUCGGAAAAUACUGGUAAACAGUCAGUUGGUGAACCUGCCUUACUCCACGGUAGAUGGCAGGCUGUCCUUGUUCCGGUGUGGCUACUUCGCUGUUGUGAGAACAGUUUUUGGUUUGACGCUCAAGUUCAACUGGAACAGCUACGUCAGCUUGACUUUGCCAAGUUCAUACUCUGCUGCAACUACUGGCUUGUGCGGAAAUUACAACGGAAAACCUGGUGAUGACUUACUGAAACCUGAUGGCACCCAGGCUGCACAGAUUAAUGCCUUUGGACACAGCUGGAAGGUAGGAGGAAACCCCGGCUGCACCAGUGACUGUGCUGGUGGUAAAUGUCCUGAGUGUGAGCCUGCUCUGCUGCUACGUUACCAGCAGGGGAGCUACUGUGGGAUCAUAUCUGACAAGAGUGGGCCCUUCAGACAGUGUCACAGUAAACUGGACCACAAGCCCUUCCUCAAAGACUGUGUGUUUGAUUUGUGUAUGUACCAAGGCCACGCCUCUGCCCUGUGCAACAGCCUAACAACUUUCAGCACUUCCUGUCAAAAUGCAGGAGCUAAAGUGGAGAGCUGGAGAACCGAACAGUUUUGUCCUCCAUCAUGUGGUGCAAACAGUCACUAUGAGGUGUGUGCCCAGCCCUGCCAGCUGACCUGCAGCGGCCUCACCCCCCCCGAGGGCUGUGACGACAGCAGCCCCUGCACAGAAGGCUGUGUGUGUGACGAUGGGUUCAUGCUGAGUGAUGACAAGUGUGUGCCUCUGGCAGAGUGUGGCUGUCAGUACGAAGGACAGUAUUAUCUAAAUGGACAGGUGUUCUAUCCAGGAAAGUCCUGUAACAGCCGUUGUGUCUGUUCAGACGGUGACGUUCAGUGUGAUCAUAAAUUCCAGUGUUCAGCCACUGAGAAGUGUGUUGUGAAAGAUGGUUCCUCCACCUGUUCUCCCAGAAGUGUCGGUUCCUGUUCUGUGAGCGGAGUCAGAGCAGUGCGGUCCUUCGAUGGACAGGCAUAUCCUCUGUGGGGGAACUGUCAGUUCAAGUUGUCAGAGGUGGAGGAGAAGGAGGGAGCGCUCACAGCCUUCGUCGUGCUGGUAGAGCAGCAAACUGAUAAGGAUGGUAAUGUCUACCGCAAUGUGGAGCUCCGGGUUUACGACAUUGAAAUCACUAUGGAGACCGGAGUUGUCUGGGAAGUCAAGGUCGAUGACGUCAGAGCCUCCUUACCUGCGAUACUGGCUGACGGAAAAGUGCAAGUCCAUCAAAAUGGCAUCAACAUUAUCAUUGAAACUGACUUUGGUCUGAAGCUGACCUAUGACACUGUGGCAGGCGUGGUCUUGCAAAUCCCAUCCACCUAUCGCAGCUCACCACGUGGUCUCUGUGGCAACUACAAUGGUGAUGUGUCUGAUGACCCGGCAUCAGCCAAUAAGAAGCCAGAGGAUGUGGCAGCAGCUUGGGUCAUUAAGACGGACAACAGCUCCUGUGAAACCGGCUGUGGAGCCAGUUCCUGCCCCGAGGAAAAUGAACAGAAUAAGCCCGAAGCCGAGAAGGCCUGUGACAUCAUCAAAGCCCAGAAGGGCCCAUUUGCAAACUGUCACUCAACAGUGCCCCCAACUCCUGACUACGAUGCCUGUGUCAGAGAGAUGUCCACGGACAAAGGAGGCAAACACAUCCUGUGUCGUCACAUCCAGAAUUAUGUCACCGCCUGUCAACUGGCUGGAGCCAAGAUCAGCAAAUGGAGGAGGGACGACUUCUGUCCUGUGACCUGUCCAUCAGGAAGUCACUAUGAGCUGUGCUCCUCCUCCUGCUCCUCCACCUGUUUCUCUCUGGAGCAGUCGGGGCCCUGCCCGGUCUGUCAGGAGGGCUGCCAGUGUGACGAAGGCCUCAUGUUUGAUGGAGUUCGCUGUGUCCCCGUGGAGAAAUGUGGCUGCGUAGUGGAGGGACAGUAUUAUAAGUCGGGUGCCUCGGUGUUGCCGGACGACUGCUCAGAGCGUUGUGUCUGCCAGGCCGGACAGUUCAGCUGCAAGUCCACCAGCUGCCAGGAGGGGGAGGAGUGUCGCAACAGGGACGGAACAAUUGGCUGCUACAAGAAAAACCCCUGUGCUGAGGUCAAGUGCAGGGUAAAGGAGCACUGUGAGGUGUCAGGAGACGAAGGAAAGUGUGUGCCUAACUCUAGGGCCUUGUGCUGGGUUUUUGGUGACCCUCACUACACCACGUUUGAUGGGUGGAGCUACUCAUUCCAGGGAACCUGCACCUACGUCCUGGUGAACACCACAGGUGUUGACGAAUCCCUGUCAGGGGUAACCGUGACCACCAAGAAUGAGCUGCGCGGAAACUCUGACGGCUCCUUUGUACGUUCAGUCACCAUGGAGAUGUUGGACCAUCGUAUAACCGUCCCCAGUAACGACAGAGGCAUCGUGUUGCUGGACGGCAUCAGGACACAACUCCCCCUUGUUCUUGAAGGAGGCAGCAUCUCCAUAACACAGUCCGGAAUCAGGGGAACACUCGAGACUGAUUUUGGCGUUGAGGUCACUUUUGAUUGGUCCACACUCGUCAUGGUGUCCAUCAGCAGCAGUUACUAUGGUAACGUCGCCGGGCUCUGCGGAAACUACAACGGCAACACAGAGGAUGAGCUGACGGCCGCCGGAGGCAGCACAGCUGUUAAUGUGACGGCAUGGGCGGGGACGUGGAGCGUGGCUGACGGCGACCCGUUCUGUUACCACCACUGUGAGGGGGUGUGUCCUCAGUGCUCUGAUGAGAACCGUAAAAGGUUCACUGGUCCAGACUUCUGUGGGAUCCUGAGUGAUAAGAAGGGGCCGUUCGCUGGCUGUCACGCUCAUGUGCCGGUAGCACAGUUUGUGUCAGACUGUCUGUAUGAUGUCUGCAUCCACGAAGGACGCCACGAAAUGUUGUGUGAUGCCCUGAGCAGUUACCUGGUAGAGUGCCAGGAAGCUGGAGUGUCCAUGUUGCCAUGGAGAGAAAAGGCCAACUGUCCUGUUGAGUGUCCCGCCCACAGCCACUACCAGGUGUGUGGCUCCGCCUGUCCAGCCAGCUGUGGCCCGCAGCCAGAGGUGUGCCAUAAGGCCUGUGUGGAGGGCUGUGUCUGUGACUCCGGAUACGUGCGCAGUGGAAACGAGUGUGUUAACAAGGAGAAGAGCUGUGGCUGUGACCACGACGGCCAUUACUACCUGCCAGGUGAGGAGUUCUGGGCCGACUCACAGUGCGAGCAGAGGUGUGUGUGCGUGGCAGCGACACAAAAGGUGCGAUGUGAGCAGACCAAGUGUCAAACCGGAGAGGCGUGCAGCAUCGUGGACGGAGUCAGAGACUGUUACCCAAUCAGCUUCAAGACCUGCUCUGCGCGCGGAGAUCCACACUUCACCACCUUCGACGGACGCAAGUUCGACUUCCAGGGCAACUGUGUUUACAAGCUGGCCGGUGUGUGUGGAGACACUAAAGGGCGGAACCACUUUGAGGUCAACCUGGAGAACAACAACCGUGGCAACAAGAGAGUGUCAUAUGCUAAAGUGGUGACUGUCAAAGUCUACGGCGUCACAUACACACUGUCAGUGGACUACCCAGGCAGAGUACUGGUGAACGGGCUUGAAAACUCUUUGCCGGUCUCAUACAAUCAGUCACUGGUCAAUGUUUAUCGCAGACACAGACAGGCUGUCAUAGAGACACACUUCCUUAAGGUCUCCUUUGACUUUGCGAGCGCAGUGAGGGUGGAGCUGGCGACUACUUACCACGAUGUGACCUGUGGCCUCUGUGGGAACUUCAACAGCGACCCGGCUGAUGAUCUGACGCUGCCCGGUGGGAAACUGGCGACCAACGCCAACGAGUUUGGAGUCAGUCAGUGGGUGGCCAACGUGGAGGGCUGCAGCCAUGAGUGUAAAGACUGUGCUCAGCCCCUCCCCCCUGACUUCAAACCGCCCAGCUACACAUCAGCCUGCGAUGUCAUAACGGCGAAGGACGGGCCCCUGGGUGACUGUGUGGGCCGAGUGGAUUCCAAGCAGUACCAUAAGGACUGCAUCUACGACAUGGUGCUCAAUGACGGUAAACAGGAAUCAGCCUGUGACAUCAUCAGUGACUACGUGGAGGAGUGUCAGAGAAGAGACGGCGACGUGAAGCCAUGGAGAACGAAGAAGUUCUGCUGGAUGCAGUGUCCAGCCAACAGUGCGUACAGUGUCGCAGCUCCUGGUUGUCCGGUCAGCUGCAACUCUCUGUCUUCACCUGCUCAGUGUAAAAUUCCACCCAGUGAGGGCUGCGUGUGUAACAAUGGUUACCUGUUGAAUCAGGAUCGCUGCGAGCCGCUGGGUGCGUGCGGCUGCAACUACAACGGUCAGUACUAUGCGCCUAGACAGAUGUUCUACGCUGACCCUGGCUGCCAGCACUUCUGCCUCUGUCAUGGAGGGCUGGUGACCUGCAGGAACAAACCCUGUCCCUGGCACCAGAAAUGUGGAGCGGUGAAGGGAGUGAGGGCUUGUGUCAGCAAAAUACCAUUCAUCCUCAUUCAUCAUGGAAGAGGAUAGAACCACAUAGACGUCUUCAUAUAUCUUCUUUUCAUUAAAUCUGUUUUUCAGGGAGAACAUAUCCAGAUAUGUUAUGUUUGUUGUGUUUGUUGUUAUUCAGGUACUAAAUGUUCACUUGUCAAAUCUUAUCUUAAAUCUUAUUUCAAAGCUUGUCUCCUAAUUAAAGGUCCCAUACAGUCUGAAGGUCUCUGUCCAUGUGUUUGAUUAUAAAGCAGGUCUAGGUUCUAUAUUAAUACUGUGAAAGUAUCAAAGCAUUCUGUAACUUUGUGAUGUCACAAAAAAGCAGUCACCAAGCCCUCAGUUUAUUCGGUUAGAUAGUUUAUUCUUAUAGAUAAUAAUGCAGUCUGAUUUCUCUGUUUGGAGCAGUCCGUCACUGUUGAACUGGACUGAGCACAUUGUCCACACAUUUAUAUCAGACUAGAGAGCAGAAACUCUUCCCUGUGUAAUGUUUCAUACAGUGCACGACUGUUGUAUGGUUUAGCUGGGUGUGCGUAGUACACCGCAACUGACUAGAGUAUGAAACAGUUGUAAUUCUGUCAUGUAACUUAGUAUCUUUCUAAAUGAAAUUAUAUUAUUUUAUUGUAUUCAUCACAGAAUCACCAGUUUUUUCUUCUCUGUUGUAACUGUGGAGGAUCAUAGUAACUUCCUGUUUCCUUUCCCUCACACAGACACAGUUCAUUCAGUAACCUGUAUAGUCCAUGUCAGUCUGUGCUAAUCAAGUAUUUGUAAUGAUCAUUAAAGGUGUUUCAGCAGCA
Seriola dumerili (greater amberjack) is the source of this 8027-nucleotide messenger RNA. Its product is annotated as IgGFc-binding protein-like. Bases 1 to 7272 code for a protein of 2423 amino acids. The record is from RefSeq and is a predicted model, not a curated record. The transcript has 35 exons. Lineage: Eukaryota; Metazoa; Chordata; Actinopteri; Carangiformes; Carangidae. Gene Ontology annotation, molecular function: protein binding.